Molecule: messenger RNA, 1263 nt
Organism: Insectozyma verbasci
Lineage: Eukaryota; Fungi; Ascomycota; Pichiomycetes; Serinales; Debaryomycetaceae
Source: the annotation of a GenBank genome assembly
AUGGUUGCAGAACCAGUACAAGCAUCAGUUCAAUUUAUAACAAGAUUAUAUAAAAACACAAAUGAUUUUAUUAAUGAGCAAACUGAUAGAAUUACAAACUCAGAUUAUGUUAAGGAGAUAAUAAGUUUCACUAAUGAUCAAACUUCAAACAUCAAAUUCAACAACGGCUCAUUUUCACCACCUCCUCCUCAGAUUGACCCGCUAAGUACAAAACUACUAAAUAGCAUUUCAGAAAAUAAAUUAAAAUAUUUUUCAGUUUUUUCUAUUGGAUUAGGAUUAUCUUCGUAUUAUAUAUAUCAAAAAUCUUUACCCAAGGUCAAUUUCAAAAGAAGGGUUCCUAAAUUGCGUAAUGGGAUUAGAAAAGAUGUUGUUUUAAUAAUUGGAUCUCCAAUUGAACCAUUAACAAGAUUAAUUGCUUUAGAUUUUGAAAAACGUGGAUUUAUAGUAUAUUUAACAUUAUUUGAUAAUACAGAUUGUAAAUACAUUCAAUCAAAUCCAAUUACAAAGGAUUUAAAUUACUUAAAUUUACUUGAACAUCAUUCAAUGGAAGACAAUUUAACUCAGUUUCAACAAAUUUUUAAAUCACCAAUUAAAUCAAUGGAUACAGAAUAUUUUUUAAAUCUUAAAAGUGUUUUAUUUGCUCCAAAUUUUUAUUUCCCGAUCGGUCCUAUUGAAAACAUAGCAAUACUGAGUUGGAUAAAAUUAAAUGAAAAAAUGUUACAAAUUUUUAAAGUUUUAAGUUCUGGAUUAAUUAAAUUAAUAAGAAAUCAACAAUCAAAAUUAAUAUUAAUAUAUCCGAAUAUAAUUUCAAAUUUAAAAGUUCCUUAUAAUUGUCCUGAAAUCAUAUUUCAAAAUAAUUUAUCAAAUUUAUUUACUGUUUUGCAAAGAGAAUUAAGUAAAAAACAUGAGAUUCAAACUACUACAAUUAAAUUAGGAAAUUUAAAUAUAUCAAAUAACAGUAAUAAAACUUCAAAUUCAAGAAUUGAAAAUUUAAUAAAUCUGGAAAUUAGAAGUUGGUCAAAUGAAAUGAAGAAUUUAUAUCUGGAAAAUUUUGCAUCUUCACAAUAUAAACUGAAUCCUAUACAAUCGAGUGGUGGUAAAGGUACUAAUUUAAAAGAAUUAUAUCAUUUAUUAUAUGAUUUGAUAUAUAAUAAACAAUAUAAAAUAAAUCCAAAUGUUAUAUAUUGUGGUAAAGGAGCAAGAUUAUAUGAUUUAAUUGGUAAAUUAUUACCAGACUCAUUAAUUAGUUAUUUAAUAAAUUGA